This is a messenger RNA of Coffea arabica (coffee), 876 nucleotides long. The record is from RefSeq and is a predicted model, not a curated record. NCBI's taxonomy places the organism in Eukaryota, Viridiplantae, Streptophyta, Magnoliopsida, Gentianales, Rubiaceae.
AUGGAAGGCAAAAGAAAAGCAGUUGAUGAUACUGGCGGUGAUAAUGGCGAUGGAGGAGGAGCUAGUGGCUAUGGUGGUAACACUAGGAGUAUCGGUCUAUUACCGAGGAGACCAACAACAAGGAGGUCAUUUCUACCUCCUUUUCUGGAGAAGACAUUCAACAUGGUUGAAGAUCCAGAAACUAACUCCAUCAUAUCUUGGAGUCCAAACGGGUUCAGAAAGAUCAGUUCGGAGAAAUUUGAAUAUGCACACCCAUUGUUUCAAGCAGGAAAGAGGGAUUUGCUCCAGCAUAUACAGCGAAAGAACCAACAGUGUAAGUAUGAUUCCGUGAUUCAGCCUUCAUGUGGAUCUACAGAUAAUUUGUUGAAGGAUAGAGUGGAGGACGAGCUAGAAACUCUAAUGAUUGAGCAGCAUGGUUUGAAACUUGAACUUGAGAAAAUUUAUGAAAAACUGGGGCAUCACUUCACCAAAAUAGAAGAGAUCCAGAAGCUAGGAGAGAAAAGAGAAAUGAUUGAGCAGCAUGGUUUGAAACUUGAAAUUGAGAAAAUUUAUGAAAAACUGAGGAAUCACCUCAACAAAAUAGAAGAGAUCCAGAAGCUAAGAGAGAAAAGAGAAAUGAGUAAAUAUGAAGCCAAUAAGAAUCAAGAGUUGGACAACUCUACGAGCAAGGAAAUCUCAUUGGAGCUUGUCGCUGAGGGGAGUUGUUCUAGACAUACUGACAAGGACGAACAAGUACAAGAAGGAGUGAUGGAAGAAAAUGAUGAGGAUGAUUCAGAGCAUGAAGAAGAGUAUCAAACAAAAGCCAUUCUGAAGUUGCCGGACCUCAACGCCCCCAAUACCCUUGUUCAAGGGGAAAAUCAAGAAACCUGUUACUAA